AUGUAUAGAUUCGAAAUGUUUCUGAGUAAUUAAUUAAUCUUAUUGAGAGGAUUUCAAUACAUGUUAAUAUUCAAGCAAAAGUAAAUGGUCCUGAAUUUAUUAUUGAUGGACAAAUACUAAAAUGGCAAUUUUCAAAAAUUACUAAAGAUAUUUUAAUUAAUCAUUUUGAUAUAGAAAAGAUUUAUUAGAUGGAUUGAUUGA
Messenger RNA from Paramecium primaurelia, 201 nucleotides. Lineage: Eukaryota; Ciliophora; Oligohymenophorea; Peniculida; Parameciidae. The record is from the annotation of a GenBank genome assembly.